UAUGUAGUAAGUAUCAGCGUUGGGUAUUGGUGUUUUUUGUCGAUCCAGUUCCGACCGACCCCUUUCAAAAUAUCUUAGCUCCGACUUCGGGAGCUGACUUCGGAGCUACUUCUCAGGAGCCAGCUUCUUCCAACUUCUUCCAGCUCCCAGAGCCAGCUUCUUCCCGCUACCAGCUAGCUUCUUCCAACUUCUUCCACCUUCCAUCCAUCUCCCAGAGCCAUACCCUGCACUGUCGGGUCGGGGUAUUUUCUAAACUUCAUUUUUCUUCCAAAAUUUUUUCUGUUUAGCUCAAAAUACCUCAAAUUUACCUCAAAAUAAAUAUUUUUAUUUGUGUUUUAUUUUUUUUUGUGUCUUGUUCCCCUUCGGAUUAUUUAUGAUAUUUAUUUUUUAUUUACGCGUUCCUCUUUAUUUUUUAUUGAUUAUUAAACUUUUUAUUUUAUUUUUUUAGAGAUCUCAAUUUAUUUAUAUUAAUUAAUUGAAUGGUAACAACAGAUCCACAAUGCUUGGAAGCGAAUAUUUAAAUCAUUUGUGGAAAGGCGGCAGCGGCAAAUUAAAAGCCCUCGCCAGGCCGUUGUUAAAGGAUGGCAUUGGGGAUCGCAUGGACAAAGGCAACUUAUGGGUAAUUCCCGGCUUUACUAUGUUCGUAUUUGCAGUAUUAUGGACAACUAAACUAUCAAAAAUAGCCCUCGAAGAGUCCACAUGCCGCGGUGCCUCAAUUUACAAUUUUGAAGGAACACAAUUAGACGACGAUGCCAAAAGGCAUUGUGAAACAGCAAAGCGCUAUUAUGUUGGCGUUAAUGAACAAUUUUCUCUCGAUCCUUCUUGGAGAACGCAGAGAGAAGUUAAAAACCCUGAAUGGGUUCUCUGGUUUUGGGGCCCAAUUGUCUUCGUUAUGUAUGUUCUGACACGUUUUGUAUGGACUCUAUUAAUGGAAAAUCAAGGUAUCAACUUCCCAAACGUUAUUAGCGCUUCUCAAUCGGUUACUGUAGAAACUGAUGGAAUUAUUGAAGUAGAUGAAGAACGUUUGUUGGAAAGGCUGUCUGUUGUUGCUGAAAAUUUUAGAACGGCAUAUUCUUCAAGAGCAUUUGGCGCCUUUCUCGCCUUUGAAUUUUCACUUGUAUUGGCACCACUUAUUUUGUUACUAUUUGUUCUUCCAUUGAUGAUUGGUGCUAAUUAUCGGUCUUGGGGAUUUGAUAUUAUGCGAGCUUGGUGGGAGGGUAGAGAUUGGCAAGGAAAUCCACUUGCUCCAUUCUUCGAAUUUUCUGGACACAGAGAUCGAAGUAUGCUCGUUCCAUUGGUGCCUCGAAUUACUUAUUGUGACUAUCAUUUUGUUUCGCUCGGCAACACACACACGCUAACCUAUCGUUGCUAUUUGGAUGCAAAUUGGCAUGAAAGGACAGCUUUGUUUACUUGGGUUAUGCUUGUUUUCUUAACGUUAAUAAAUGUUGGCAAUUUAUUCUUCUGGGUAGAAUGGGCUAUUCGAAUGAGAAAUAAAAGGCAACGUAGAAAAUGGGUUACAAGGAAAUGGUUAAAUGCUGAUGGAUUUAGUGAUGCGGAACUUACAAUGAUGAUUAAAUUUGCUGAAGAAUUUAGAAUGGGCCAACUCCUCUACUUCUACUUUAUCGAAUGCCAUACUGAUCGUGUUGUAGCAAGUGCAUUCUGUACAGCACUGUUUGGACGAUGGUUGGAGAAGAAAAGACGACAACGCGCAUCUUUGGGAAUGAAUGAUUCAUCAUAUCCAAUGUCACCACCACCUCAAAAUGGCGACGGAAUGGAAAAUAGAGAGCUUGGUUCACCUAUCGGAUGGAAGCUUAACAACACUUAUCCUCAUGUCAUGCCAACUGCACCUUUUGCAACUCCACCUUCAAUGUCCUUUUCGGAUGCACCAACUGUCGCUAUGGGUGGCCGGAAGUCAAUCUCCUCUUCUGGAAUUCCUACGCCUAAAUCUCCAGCGCCAGUAACGGCUACAACACUCGAAAUGGGAUCAAUUCCCAGUACAACAGCUAUUGUUGGAAGCAUGAAAGGUCGUUGUCCAAAUAUGGCAGCGGAAGUAGGGCGGGAGUCAGCAUUUGGCAAUAGCGCAUUUGACAGGAAGAAAUACAGCAAAGGGCGUUUACAACGGAUGAAUGAAGCUGGUUUACCAGAAGUAGAUGAAGAACAACCAUUAACAAUGAAAGUACCCGAAGGGGAUGAGAAUGAAGAGAAGGAAGUAGAUGAGGAAGAAGAGGAAGGGGAUGAAAGCAGCAAUACUAGCAUUCAAAAGGGGACAUCACAACAAGCCAAGCGGAAAGUUACUGACACAAAAGCAACAUCAAAGCAAAGGGAAAGCACCCCGCAGGCUAAGAAACGCGGCGGCGGUGUUGAUGAAAGAACGCCAUUGAGAGAAUCUUCUGUUGGAACAACUACAAGUGGAGGAUCGAGUGGCGGUAAUCAGAAAAAGGGAGGAAAGAAGAAGGGAACACCACCAAAAGAUACUUUUCAAGAUGAAGAAAAUGAAGCUUGGUGA
Messenger RNA from Meloidogyne enterolobii, 2506 nucleotides. NCBI's taxonomy places the organism in Eukaryota, Metazoa, Nematoda, Chromadorea, Rhabditida, Meloidogynidae. The record is from the annotation of a GenBank genome assembly.